GGGGUAAGUCGGAGGCCCGCAGUGCGCUGAGGUUCUUGGUCACAUCUGGUUUAAAGGCUGGCGUGAGGGCUGCCCCGUUCAUCAUCCGUACCUCCAUCCCUGUCCGUCCGGUGUGAGGAUCGACCACAGAUGGGUUGAACUGAAGAUUCUAAUUAUUUGCUUCUGAAUGAAUGUCCGUAAUGAUUCUGUCAAGGUUGUCUUUGCAACUUGUGAAAACGCACAGAUUUCCAGGAACACAUGCUCUUUUUGGCUCUGUUUUUCAACAAUGUAGUGCAUUACCCAGAAAUUGUUAUGCAUCACUAAGUCAAAACAAGGUGAAACCACAGCAUUGGUGUGCAUUAGAUCAUGAACUGGAAGAGCUCUUGAUUCCACGAAAAUUGUCCAUUAGCCCUUCAGAAAGUUGGCUAACAAUUAAAUACUGGGCACCCAGUUUGGACCUAAACCAUGGACGAGGUAUUGGUAUAGGUUUAUGGAAUCCUCCUCAGCUGUAUGACUGCCCUCCUGUGGAGGGAUCCCAACAUUUUCAAGAGGAUGGAGCAGUAAUGAACUACAAAGUAGACAACAUCGAAUGUAAGAAUGUACUGAAGAUUCGCAGGCGAAAGAUGAACAGGCACAAGUACAAGAAGUUACUGAAACGUACAAAGUUUUUGCGUAGGCGAGUCAAGGAGAUUCGUAGAAGAAGGCGGCAGCUAAAGUUUGAGAGGAAUUUGAAACAAGUCUGGAAAAAAGCUGGACUGAAGAAACCACCCGAAGGCUGGCAGGCACCGAAGAUAUAUGUGAAACGAUACCAUGAAAAACCUGAGUGACGCAGGGAACAAAAUAGCUGCAUUCUCUAUGGAGUGAAGUAUGAUAUCUUGAGUUAUAGCUGUCUGGAAUCCUGUUUUAGAAUUAAAAUCAAGUUGUUUAUAUCA
Molecule: messenger RNA, 911 nt
Organism: Pristis pectinata (smalltooth sawfish)
Lineage: Eukaryota; Metazoa; Chordata; Chondrichthyes; Rhinopristiformes; Pristidae
Gene: aurkaip1
Product: aurora kinase A interacting protein 1
Exons: 4
Coding region: 171-806 (211 amino acids)
Biological process (GO): mRNA processing
Cellular component (GO): mitochondrion
Source: RefSeq, a predicted model, not a curated record